Messenger RNA from Trametes versicolor FP-101664 SS1, 794 nucleotides. RefSeq lists its product as uncharacterized. The record is from RefSeq and is a predicted model, not a curated record. Lineage: Eukaryota; Fungi; Basidiomycota; Agaricomycetes; Polyporales; Polyporaceae. The transcript has a single exon. The coding region runs from base 24 to 794 and encodes 256 amino acids.
CGACAGGCCCCUCCGGCGCCCACAUGGACCCAGAUCCGCCAUUACCCCGCCUAUCACUCCCGCGCGCGGGGAGAAUCGCACUCCCAUCGUCGACGCGUGGAAGUCUAAGGCCGGACCUAGCACGUUGCGGACAUCGCCACCCAAAACCUCCCUGCCCUAGUAUGUCGUCGUCCGUAUCUCAGAUCCUCGGGGCCUUUUCACUGACCAUCUCGACUACCUCCAGCGAUGCCGAUCUCGAGCAGGACCCAUUAUUCAACAUCCUGUGCGAUCAGGGGAUAUCGCAUGCACCGCAGUGCUACCGGCUGAAGCUCAUCGACAUGGACCCGUCGUCGGACGACGACACCGCGCUCGAGUCUUUCUUCUCCUUCACCGCAUCCCCUGUGCAAAGCCCGUCCUUCGCUGCGACCUCCUUCCCCACUGUGCGUCAGCCACACCGGCCCGCUCCGCUCUCCCUCCCGCUCCCGAGCCCGUCGUACCUCAGCCCCGUCAGCCCGAACGUCGUCAUCCGCGGCGGUGGGGACAAGGUCGAUCGGUGGAUACACAGCGGCGGGCUGGAUCAACCCAUGAUGACGCCGAUGCUCGUCGAGGACUCGCCACACGAGGAAUGGGAUGACGGCGGGCAGUCGGACUGGCGCGAGAUCAUCGACCACUUCCUCCAGCAUGAGCAGGAGCACGAUCAUGAGCAUGAGUAUGAUCAUGAGGAGAGGGAGGUGGGCGAGUCGUGGCACCCGCUGACUCCCGUGGGCCGGGCAGGUCAUGUCCAUAGUGGGCGAGCGAACUUCUUGAUUUGCUGA